Molecule: messenger RNA, 1215 nt
Organism: Penicillium verhagenii
Lineage: Eukaryota; Fungi; Ascomycota; Eurotiomycetes; Eurotiales; Aspergillaceae
Product: TauD/TfdA family dioxygenase
Exons: 4
Coding region: 1-1215 (404 amino acids)
Molecular function (GO): oxidoreductase activity
Source: RefSeq, a predicted model, not a curated record
AUGCCCGAAUCAACCAGCCUGACUUUCCAGCUUCUCCCGGAUUCCAUCCGACAAUGUUCGGCCAUUGGUGCCGAAGUCCAACUUCCUCCAGGAAUGUCUAAACUGGAGCUCGACAGCCUGACGGAAACCGACAAAGAAACUUUGCGAAAAGCUCUCUUUGAGAAUCAAGUUAUUGUUAUUCGAGGCCAGAAGGGAAUUGAUCCCACUGUCCUUCCUCAGUUAGCCAAGGUCUUCGACCCGAAUGCGUCGGAUGUUCAUUCUGCUGGCGAGAAAGCCGUUAGUGACCCGAAGAACAUUCUAUCGGCCUAUAAGGCUGGAAGAAUUCCUAAGGCUCCUCAGGUUGGAAUCAUUGGCUCUGGAACUUUCCAUGAUUAUGAAGGGCUCAAGGAAUUGGAGGUUAUCCAUCUGGAUCACACACUAUUUCACGAAAAGCCUCUUACUCAGAGUGAGAUUGACCAGGGCUUCACUCGUCCCUAUAGGUGGCACAUGGAUACUCCAUUCUAUGAGCGCUUGCCUGGUGAAGUCACUAUCCUACACUCAAUUCGUAUCCCCAAUCUACCCGAUCAGAAAAUCAAGUUUCCCGAUGGAAAAGAAAAGCCAAUUGGUGCUGGCGCGACAGCCUUUUUCUCGGGUGCUCGCGCCUUUUCUCUCCUUACUCCCGAAGAGCAAGAAUUUGCUUUGAACACUACUGUCACAUAUGCACCACAAGCAUACGAGUACAUCAGGCAGUGUAAGGCAUCUGAUGAUGGUCUUACUAUUCCAACAAUGGGAAGCGAGGUGCCAGUUGAGAAACUGUCUGAAUGGAGUUGGGAUAAGGUUGCGGAACAUCCCAUGGUUUGGCGUAAUCCGCUUAACCCUGACAGGCCCUUCCUCCAGGUUCACGGAUGCUGUGUCUAUAAGCUGACCACACGUAAUCCGACCACUGGAGAGGUGACUGUCAUCGAUGAUGUUGAGAAAGUCAGGAACGUGGUAUACAAUAUGCAGAAGAAGAUCUAUGCGGCAGAGAACAUCUACGCCCACCGUUGGCAAGAGGGUGAUUUGGUCAUCUUCCACAACCGCGGUGUUAUGCACAGUAUCACUGGGCAACUAUCGCAGCAUAAGGAAGACCAAGAUAAAAGGCGACUCUUGUGGCAAUGCACAAUGACAAGCGUCACUCCUCCUAAGCCAUUCAGGAGUUAUGAAGACGUCAAUGAUACGGGAUAUGUCAGGGUUUAG